Messenger RNA from Thyridium curvatum, 303 nucleotides. RefSeq lists its product as uncharacterized. The transcript has a single exon. Bases 1 to 303 code for a protein of 100 amino acids. Gene Ontology annotation, biological process: ribosomal large subunit assembly. The record is from RefSeq and is a predicted model, not a curated record. Gene Ontology annotation, cellular component: preribosome, large subunit precursor. NCBI's taxonomy places the organism in Eukaryota, Fungi, Ascomycota, Sordariomycetes, Thyridiales, Thyridiaceae.
AUGAGCGACUCUGCGCAGAGCCCCGAGCCGCCCACUACCACCGCCGCCACCACGUCAACGGCCGUCUCGGACCAGUUCACGUCCUUCUACCUGCAGCGCGCCACCAGGGAGUUCGCCGAGGACCUCGACCGCGUGCGCGCCGCCGACGACUUCCGGAACGACGCGCUGCCCAUGCUCGUCAAGGCGCUGCAGCAGGGCACCGCCAUGUUCACCCCGGAGCAGCAGCGCGCCAUUGUCUCGCCGCCGCCGUCGGCCAAGCCGGCGGCGGCGGCGGAGGAGCCCGGUGAGCAGGAUGGCGAAUGA